This is a messenger RNA of Drosophila willistoni, 1234 nucleotides long. It is a transcript of the gene Elba3, whose product is annotated as early boundary activity protein 3. The record is from RefSeq and is a predicted model, not a curated record. The coding region runs from base 48 to 1187 and encodes 379 amino acids. NCBI's taxonomy places the organism in Eukaryota, Metazoa, Arthropoda, Insecta, Diptera, Drosophilidae. The transcript has a single exon.
AUCCGAGUCAAUCAUUAGUUUGCAACAGUUGAACAGACAACAAGAACAUGAGCAAUAUUAGCAACGACAGUGGUUUGGAUGAUUCUGCAGUGGCGGUGGUCAAUGCAGCCGCUGGCCAAAAUGGAGGAGCUGCAACUCGACUCUCCUGGUUUCUAGCAGAAGUCGACGAAGGUUCCAUGAAAACUGGUCGGCCCAGUGGACAUUCAAGAUUGUGCGUCCUCCACUCAAUGGAGCUGCUGGAGAGCGAUGUUUCGGACAAAUAUAUGACGCGAUUUGUGGAAUUCCGUGUCAAUGGCAUGGUAGUAGAAGCCAAACUUAUCUUGGCUGCCGAUGACCGCAAAUUGGUAGACGCCGCUCUGGUUACUAUGAGCAAAGUACGACGCGAAGAGUCUAAUGCCAGGCAAUUGCUUGUGCAGUAUACGGAAAACGAGGAAUUGGUUCAAAAGUUAAUCUCACCGAGCCGAGUUGUCUGGCUGAGCACAAAGCCUGAGUUGGGUGGCACACCGCUGGUGAAAUUAGGUCCUGGAUGCAUUGCUCAUGUCCUGUACGCUUACGAUCAGCGAGACUAUAUGGAGAAAAUUCUAUUGAAUCUGAAAGCCCGUUGUUUUGACCACGCCUUUGACGAUAAAAUUGAAGAUGCGCCUAACCCAUUGGACGAAAAUACUUGGUUGCUGGUGCAGUUUAGCAUCAAUCCGGAAACUGUUGGCUAUCGCGUCAUUCAGUACAAGCAAACGAUGUGGCGCAAUGAGAACCUCUUCAAAGAUGUCAUAGCCUAUAUCCAGCUGCCCGGAACUGACAUAGUGCUGCAAGCUGUGGUCAUCAGCUAUGGCCAGGAUCGGGCCAAACAACAAGCAAAACUUGACGAAUUGCGCAGUUUUGCCCUAGGUCUCAAUUUUCCAGUACCAGAGGAAUUGGAUAAGCAGAUUGAACAGGGCCAGGGAACAGCUUCACUUUUCACUCGCACCAGUAGCAGCAUCUUCCAGAGAGCCGAACAGCGAGACGUCAAUGGUGAGCAUAAAGAGUUGAGGCACACUCUCGCACAGAUGAGCGAAAAAGCUGAAAGUGAGGCAAAAAUGAUUAUCGAGGCCUUUGAUAUUUUGGACAAUAUCAAUAAGAAUCUUCAGAAUCGCUUGGAUGUGGAAGCGAUGAAUAACAACGGAUUGGUAGCUGAAGAAGGAGCGCAGUAGUUAAAACGAUAUAUAAUAUAAAUACCUGUAAAUACUUAUAAUUAUAA